AUGGUGUGUCAGUCACCUGGUAAGACAAGAUUUAGAGCAUUGAAAUACGAGACAGGAGACGCUAACAGACCAACCAUUGUAGUUAGAUUUAUUGCAUGCUUUCAACCCAUGGAUAAUUGCCAGGCUGAAUACUUCAGACUUCUACUCAAACCAGUCACGUAG
Eruca vesicaria subsp. sativa (arugula) is the source of this 162-nucleotide messenger RNA. Lineage: Eukaryota; Viridiplantae; Streptophyta; Magnoliopsida; Brassicales; Brassicaceae. The record is from the annotation of a GenBank genome assembly.